Molecule: messenger RNA, 1402 nt
Organism: Homarus americanus (American lobster)
Lineage: Eukaryota; Metazoa; Arthropoda; Malacostraca; Decapoda; Nephropidae
Exons: 6
Coding region: 402-1091 (229 amino acids)
Biological process (GO): calcium ion transmembrane transport
Molecular function (GO): ligand-gated calcium channel activity
Source: RefSeq, a predicted model, not a curated record
UUCAACCGCAGUUCUGGAUUUAGUAUACACAAAAAUAAGGUAAACAGGCAACCAUUGGGGGACUAUCAUAAACUCAAGUCCCAGGAAGCAGUGCGGCGCGCGCAGGCUUCGACCUUAAGAUUCCAGGAACGCCGUGGCCUUUAGUCAUGCCAUGCAGUCACUGACUGAGCCACCUGGCACCAGCCAGUCUGUUGUGUGGUGAAGCAUGUUAGGCUGUCUCUUGACGUUGUUCACCUAUCGAGUACACUCCACAGUUGGUGCCGUUGUUAUUGACAGUUUUCAUCUAGCUGGACGAAUUACAGAUUCUUCUGGAAGCAGCUCAGUAGCCAGCAGUAUGUCUGCAAGUAUUGUCUUCAAUCAAUGAUGUACAGUGCCCUUACUACUUGCUGCAGCUGGUGACCAUGAAGUGGAUGUGGUUGAAGCCAUUUUUGGACAGCCCCCUCAAAAAUUCACCAGACAAUCGGAUUUCACCAAAGAAUAGCAUGGACUACAUAAAGGAGUUCUACUGCAAGAAAUGUUCAAGGUUUGAGGUGGACCCAAAAUAUACCAUCGAGGAUCGGUGUUAUUGCGGACUUAGAAAAAAUGAACACGAGGACAUUCGAGAUUUCAUCAUACCUGUGGACAAAGGGUUUGCUAGUGUGGACAUUGGCCCAUCACCAUCAACAAGCAAUGAUUCUUCAUCGAUGAGAAGUAAUUUGACUUGGGACCCUGAAAUAAUUUUGAAGACGUGCCGUACUGAUGCUUAUGGGAUUGUGCAUCUCAAAAAUAACACAAUUGGAUCAUACAGACCUUCAGAUUAUGUGAGACUUGAAGACAACACACCAAUGGAUAAGGUUUUAAGGCUGUUCUCCUCUCAUUGGAGUCUAAUGAUACCUCAACCUCCUAAACUUGCCAUCUCCAUCAUAGGACAAUGCAAGAAUUUUGGAGCGUAUGGAACAAAGAAGGAGAAUUUUGUGUCUGGUCUCAUCAAUGUGAGUCAUUACACUGGUUACCCAGUUUCUGUCUUUUCCAUAAUUUAUAUAUACUGUAAUUCCUUGUAUAAUUGUGGGAAAAAAGUCCCGCCAGUCUUCCGUCCCAUCAAUGAACCCUGAGACUCGUGAACCUCUGAAUCCGAGACCCCACAUGUUGUUGGGCCCAUAGAUGACUUACUGGGUUUUGUGAUGUCUCGAAUUCACAGGUUUAUGAGUCUCGGGGUUUAUGGAUGAGACAGAGGACUGACAGGACCUUUUCGUGACUGUAUCUUUAGAAUUAAAUAGUCCAAAUAAGAAAAAGAGGAUACAAGAGUAUAAAGAUUACAUGGGUUUGCACUGGAUAUACAUGUACUAUCGUGCACAAAAGUCGUGCCCACUACCCAGCCACAGUGAGGGUUCGAAUUGCCUUGAGUCUGAAGUUUCGAAAUAGC